Salvelinus namaycush (lake trout) is the source of this 1410-nucleotide messenger RNA. Its product is annotated as monocarboxylate transporter 4-like. Lineage: Eukaryota; Metazoa; Chordata; Actinopteri; Salmoniformes; Salmonidae. The coding region runs from base 1 to 1410 and encodes 469 amino acids. Gene Ontology annotation, cellular component: membrane. Gene Ontology annotation, molecular function: monocarboxylic acid transmembrane transporter activity. The record is from RefSeq and is a predicted model, not a curated record. Gene Ontology annotation, biological process: monocarboxylic acid transport; transmembrane transport. The transcript has 6 exons.
AUGGGAGGAGCAGCGGUAGAUGAUGAGCCUAGUGAUGUCAAGGCACCAGACGGAGGGUGGGGCUGGGCAGUGCUGGCCGGAGGGUUCGUCAUCACUGGGUUCUCCUAUGCCUUCCCCAAGGCCGUCAGUGUGUUCUUCAAGGAGUUGAUCAGGGAGUUCGGAGUGGGAUACAGCGACUGUGCAUGGAUUUCUUCUAUACUGUUGGCCAUGCUCUACGGCACAGGUCCACUGUGCAGUGUGCUGGUGAACAAGUUUGGGUGUCGGCCAGUGAUGAUGGUGGGAGGGCUCUUUGCCUCCUUGGGAAUGAUCCUGGCCUCCUUGGCCACCAGUAUCAUACACAUCUACAUCUGUACUGGAGUUAUAACAGGUCUGGGCCUGGCACUGAACUUCCAGCCGUCUCUGAUCAUGCUGAAUCGUUACUUUAGUGAGAAGAGGCCUCUAGCUAAUGGACUAUCUGCUGCUGGGAGCCCUGUGGCCCUCUGCUGCCUCUCUCCUCUGGGACAGGUGCUGCAGUACCACUAUGGCUGGAGAGGCGGCUUCCUUAUCCUGGGGGGCCUGCUGCUCAACUGCUGUGCCUGUGGGGCCUUGAUGAGGCCCCUGGUGGGCCCCAAGAAGCCCCAGGACCAGGAGUUGCAGGCUGUGGGCGAUGCAGAAAGAAAGCUCAAACCUAAGAAAAAGCUCCUGGAUUUUAGUGUAUUUAAAGACAGAGGUUUCCUCAUCUAUGCCAUAGCUGCGUCCAUCAUGGUACUGGGUCUUUUUGUGCCGCCCGUGUUUGUGGUGAGCUAUGCCAAGGAGAUGGGGAAUGAAGACACCAAGUCUGCCCUCCUCCUCACCAUCCUGGGGUUCAUUGAUAUCUUCGCCCGCCCCACAUGUGGGCUGAUUGCGGGGAUAAAGUGGGUCCGGCCUAGAUGUGUGUAUCUCUUCAGCUUCGCCAUACUCUUUAAUGGCAUUACCGAUGUGAUCAGCUCACAGGCGACAGACUACCCUGGUCUGGUGGUGUUUUGUAUCUUCUUCGGGCUCUCUUACGGGAUGGUGGGGGCGCUGCAGUUCGAGGUUCUCAUGGCCAUCGUGGGCACCAAGAAGUUCUCCAGCGCUUUAGGGCUGGUGUUGCUCAUGGAGGCUAUCGCUGUGCUGGUGGGACCGCCUGGAGCAGGGCGUCUGCUGGACACCACCCAUAGCUACAUGUACGUGUUCCUGCUUGCUGGCUGUGAGGUCAUUCUGGCCUCCAUUGUCAUCUGCAUAGGCAACUUCCUGUGCAUCAAGAAGAAGCCAGAUGAGCCUGAGGCCCAUCUAGAGAAUGGAGCCCCCACAGAGAUGGAGAAUCUCAACAGCCUGCUGGAGGCGGAGGGAGGAGAGCAUGAGAGGGCUCAGCUGGCAGGGGUGAGGGGUGGCACCGCAGAGGCAAAAUAG